Molecule: messenger RNA, 3357 nt
Organism: Egretta garzetta (little egret)
Lineage: Eukaryota; Metazoa; Chordata; Aves; Pelecaniformes; Ardeidae
Gene: SCNN1G
Product: sodium channel epithelial 1 subunit gamma
Exons: 13
Coding region: 4-1875 (623 amino acids)
Biological process (GO): sodium ion transmembrane transport
Cellular component (GO): membrane
Molecular function (GO): ligand-gated sodium channel activity
Source: RefSeq, a predicted model, not a curated record
CUGAUGCGGUGGUACUGCCUGAACACCAACACGCACGGCUGCCGCCGCAUCGUGGUGUCCCGGGGCCGCCUGCGCCGCUUCAUCUGGAUCCUGCUGACCCUGAGCGCCGUCGGGCUGAUCCUCUGGCAGUGCGCGGAACUGCUCAUGAACUACUACAGCGCCUCGGUCUCCGUCACCGUCCAGUUCCAGAAGCUGCCCUUCCCCGCCGUCACCAUCUGCAACAUCAACCCCUACAAGUACAGUUCCAUGAAAGACUAUUUAUCUGAAUUGGACAAAGAGACCAAAAAAGCUUUGGAGACUUUCUACGGGUUUUCCGAGGGCAAGUCCAAGGUGCGCCGGUCAGUGGAUGAGCGGAACAGCACAGGGAGUGACUUCUUCAAACAGAUCCCUCUGCUGAAGUUUGAGGACUUCUCUAAGACAGUGAUCGACCUUCGCAGUGGCCAGAAGAGGAAAAUAGAGGGCAGCGUCUUUCACAAAGAUUCAUCCAUAGUGAACUCCGGGGAUUCAAAUGAUAUCAUUGGCUUUCAGCUGUGCGAUGCAAACAACAGCAGUGAGUGUGCACUUUAUACAUUCAGUUCUGGUGUUAAUGCUAUCCAAGAAUGGUACAAGCUGCAUUACAUGAACAUCAUGGCACAAAUUCCCCUGGAGACUAAAGAAAAAUUGAGUUAUUCUGCAGAUGACCUUCUACUGACAUGUUUCUUUGAUGGCCUAUCUUGUGACAAAAGGCACUUCACUCGUUUCCAUCAUCCCCUGCACGGCAAUUGCUAUACCUUCAACAGUGGGGAAAACGGGACGAUCCUGAGCACCUCCACGGGAGGCAGCGAGUACGGAUUGCAGGUUGUUCUGUUUAUAGACGAAGCAGACUACAACCCCUUCCUGGUGACAUCCACAGGAGCCAAGAUCAUUGUCCACGACCAAAACGAAUAUCCCUUCAUCGAAGACAUCGGCACAGAAAUCGAGACUGCAGCGGCCACCUCCAUAGGGAUGCACUUUACUCGGUCUCGCAAGCUGAGCAAACCCUACAGUGACUGUACGGAGACAGGUGCUGACAUACCAGUAGAAAACCUCUACAACAAGAGCUACUCACUCCAGAUUUGCCUGCACUCCUGCUUUCAGAAGGCCAUGGUGGACUCCUGUGGCUGCGCCCAGUAUGCACAGCCCUUACCUGCUGGGGCAGAAUACUGCAACUACAAGAAAAAUCCCAACUGGAUGUACUGCUACUACAGACUGCACGAAAAGUUCGUGAAGGAGCAACUGGGCUGCCAGCAAAUCUGCAAAGACGCCUGCAGCUUCAAGGACUGGUCCGUCACACACAUUCAAUUCCGGUGCCCAAGCUGGUCCGAGGAGGACUGGAUGCUUCGAGUUCUCUCUUGGGACAAAGGACAAAAAAUCAACAAGAAGCUGAACAAGACGGACCUCGCAAACCUCAUGGUGUUUUACAAAGACCUGAACGAGAGAUUCAUUUCAGAGAAUCCUGCCAACACGCUUGUCAUUCUUCUUUCCAAUUUUGGAGGCCAGCUGGGCCUUUGGAUGAGCUGCUCAGUCGUUUGUGUCAUUGAGAUCGUCGAGGUCUUCUUCAUCGAUUCGCUUUCCAUUGUGAUGCGGCGCCAAUGGCAAAAGGCAAAGAAAUGGUGGAACGACCGAAAAAGGGUCCGGUCAGGGAAGCCACCGCAGGCCAGCAAUCUGGAGAGGCAGGGCCAUGAUAACCCUGUCUGCAUCGAUGAGGACCUGCCCACCUUCAACACCGCCCUCCGCCUGCCACUGCCCCAGGACAACCCCUUGCCCAGGACUCCCCCCCCCAAUUACAGCACUUUGCGGCUAGAGACUGCGUUCACAGAGCAGCUGCCUGACACGCUAGAGGUUGGGCAACACUGACGCUUAUUUAUCCACCCAUCCAGGUGCCAAAAUAAGAGGUGGGUGCUGGACCCACGCGUCCGGGGCGAAAGGCACACAUCCAAACGAGCACUGAAGGGCUGUUGGGUCAGACCCUUAUUCAGGGAUUGAACUUGCAGUCAAAGCUUCUCUGAGCAAAGCUCAGACACAAAAGCCAAGGGCUCAGAGACAUUAGGAACCUCAAGCAACAUCAAUUCUCAAGUUAAUCAUUGCAGAAGAUGGCUGGAGCAGGAUGUGGGACUGAGCUGGGAAGUCCUGCCAGACAGAGGCAUACAUUAGCCACCAACUGCACACGCCCCACUGUAAGUGGGCAGGAAUUACUCCACAGCAGAAGACUGAUGCCACAUUGAGUAUUAACGCUAAUUGCUCUCUGCUGUGUGGCUUGACUUGUGGGAAAAACCCAGGGCUUUCAGGAAUGCAGCAUGACGUUUGUAGGAAGGAGCAUGACAGAGGUUUGGGAAGAGCACAGAUUGGAUAGAAGGAAAGCUCUCAAGCUGAAUUGUGAUUAGGAACCUGGUUCCAAAGGUGGCCUGAGGACCUGUCCUUUCCAAGAUGAAAAGUUAGGAUAGCCGGAGAUGUGCUUGUAGAGCAAAUUAUUACACAGCUUGAGUAGGAGAACUUGGGUCAUCCCAAAAGAAACAUCUGAAAAAGGGCAGGAAAUCUAAUUCAGAUCACAAUAAUGAACUGCGUGCUCUGUGAGCUUGUUUCAUCUUACAUAGCUCCAGCUGGCCAUUAAGCAUAACCUCAGAGGAGCUUGUCAAGCAGCACCUGGCCUCAGCUUCCCAGAAGCCUCAAAGAGAGCUGGCUGCUCCUUUUCCUGCUCAGCCCUGGGCAGCGACUUCCCUCCUGCAGCCACCCCACUUGCCCCUAGCUGUGUGCCCUGGUGCCUGGGAGGGGACGGAGCCAUGUGGGUCUGAGCAGCAGCUGGAGCUGCCCUGGGCUCCACACACAGCCCGGACAGGAGGCAGCCGGAGGAUGCACCUGCCCCACUGCUACACUGUCUACCUUGCUUCCACCCCCCCAUUCCACCGUGCCAUGUCAACACCCUGCAUUUGCCUGCUGUGCACCGUGCCGUGCUACUGCCAUCGCACCAGGCCCUCCCUGCACCGCAGGCCAGCCAGAGGCUGCUGCCAGCGUCUGCACAGCGCUUGUGGAGAGACCUCCAGGGCACCCAGCUGCAGUGGCAGCGCCCUUCCCCUUGCUCCCAGCCCUGCGCCUGCCUUUUUCCCCACCACAGCCAACUCUUAGCUGCCUAGAGCACACUACAGACGUUGAGGAUGAACGUAGCCUAUGCCGGGUCAGCAGCUUAGGGUUUUUGUAGAGCAAGAGUGGUUGAGAGCAUGUGUGUGUGUGCACAUGUAUAAGCGUAAGACAGUCUCUCUUUUUCUUUCUCUAUAUAAGCUUAUUUUAUAGGACAGUGAGAAUCCAGAAAGGUUCUUUAAUGUGCAAUAAAACAUAUUUUAA